AUGUUCUCGCCCUCCAAUGUCAAUGAAUCUCGACCAAGCAAGAGACGCGGUAGUCUCCUUCAAGCCCUUCGUACCGUCGCCUCGCCAAAGUUGGGCAAGAUCUUUGGCAAGAAACCACCUCUCGAGCACCAGAGUCCCAGCCAUGAUGACAAACUACUCUUGAUCGCGUCGAGUCCUCCCGUCUCUCCCGACGUGACAGAGGACCGCAUUUUCAACCCUCUCGGAAUAUCUAUACCCUUGGAACAAACCUCUUCUCAGACCAGUCUGCUCGACAGUAUACCAGUUUUGCCGGCCAUAGGCUCGUUCGAUGGAUUCGGAAGUCACAUCGAGUGGUUCACGCCUCCAGAACCCAAUCCUUUUGACUCUCCCGAGUUUACGAGUAAUACGACGCUCGCAGAUACAUCUGGUGCUCCUUCUGACAACCUCUGCGCUGAAAUGAAGACAUUGGCAUCAUCUCCAGUACUCGAAGAAUGUUCGUUCGAGGAUUUCGACGAGGGGGCCGUUCAGUAUAUACUUGACAGUAUGGAAGACUCGAUGCCCAGCUCUGAAUUGAUUCCAGACACACAUGCCUACAGCAAGCUACGAUCCAGUUCCUUUCAGCCAUCGUCCUCAUCACACGGUUCAGCCUCUGGUUCCACCGGAUCGUUGCUGGGAUCUCGACACAAAAAGGAUCCUAUCUAUGCUGAACUCCCGAGCAUCUCGAUCAUUGAAGCGACUCCUCGAGGACUAUGCGAGUUCACGUUUGAUUUCCCGCAACCUCCGACAACAAUACCCAUCAAGACCGAGACGAGUGCCGCAGUGGGCAGCCCAACGUCGCCCAAACUGUGCUGCCACAAGACUUCUUCAACUGGUAUCUCGAACAGAGCAGAGGUAGGUCGUCCCAGUCCAACCGAAGACCUCUAUAUAGGACCAAGCGAACACGCACAUGGGCCUUCGAUGCUCUCCUUUCUCGUCAACGCACUAGGCUCUCGUAUCCGUAGGGCAACGAUGAGUGGCGGGGAGCGACCAGAUCCAGUUCCCCAGGUGUCGCCCUGUCCUACUUAG
Messenger RNA from Serendipita indica DSM 11827, 1044 nucleotides. Lineage: Eukaryota; Fungi; Basidiomycota; Agaricomycetes; Sebacinales; Serendipitaceae. The record is from the annotation of a GenBank genome assembly.